Caenorhabditis remanei is the source of this 1341-nucleotide messenger RNA. RefSeq lists its product as uncharacterized. NCBI's taxonomy places the organism in Eukaryota, Metazoa, Nematoda, Chromadorea, Rhabditida, Rhabditidae. The record is from RefSeq and is a predicted model, not a curated record. The transcript has 8 exons. Bases 1 to 1341 code for a protein of 446 amino acids.
AUGUAUAUCGAAACCAUCGCUUUCUGCCUAUUCAUUUUCAAUAAACUCGCCACUUCUGCUGGAAUUGUUCACAUGACACAAAACUCUUUGAACGGAGCAAAAUUUUAUGAGUUGAGAAGGUCCCCGCAGAGGAUUAAGGAGAGUUUUGAGAUCAGAGCAUCCGGUAACUUCACACCUACCGUAAUCUGCGACUCCGAUCAAAUCGGGUUAUCGCUGAAUGAAAAUUUCGCGGACAUUCGGAUGUUCGCAGCGGAUCACUCGAAUCAUCCCGCUUGCUUACGGAGGUUCUCACUGGAAUUGGAGCCACAAUUCGUGACGAGAAUUGAUGGACCGUGUGGCGUCAGGAGGGUUUAUAAGGGCGUGCCGUCCUCCUCGGUCACCUACUCCAUCCGACUCAUCGUCUCGCACAACCCCUCAGAACCCACCGAAUUCGACAAAAUCUAUGACGUCACUUGCUCGUUGAACUUGAAAACGAUGGAGGUGAAGGCGGCAUAUGAUAUAAUCAGCCCAAAAACCACUACACUGACAUCAUCCACCGUUCAAACCAAAGUCGGACCGAAAUGCAAAUACUCUCUGCAUCAUGACAGAGUAGGCGGUCCACGGACAGCCUCCGCUCAUGUUGGAGAAGUGAUCUACCAUAGGUGGAAAUGCGCGGCGCCUCACUAUCAGAAUAGGGAGGACGCGCCGGGGUAUAUCUUCAAAGUGUACUCGUGUGUGGUUCACGAUGAAAAGAACAGGACUUAUUCGAUAAUUGAUGAUGAUGGGUGCUCGUUGGAUGAGGAGAUUAUUCCCACACCCGAAUAUGAUAUUGAGAAUGGAGUGAUAUAUACGCCGAGCAAGGCGUUUAGAUUUGCCAACUCAAACCACGUGCAUUUCAAAUGCAUGAUUUCCGUGUGCUCGGCCGUCGAUCCCUCAUGUCGAAAUAGUGUGCCGCCGAAAUGCAAAAAGAGGAAACAACACAGGAGACAGCUGCCCGAGGAGAUGACGAUCGAGCAGAGAUUGCUUCGAAUUCAUGAGUUAAUGAAAGUGAAACGCGAGAAUUUGACAGUGGAGGUGCCGGGAACGAGACGGAGAAAUGGAAUGACGAUGAAUAAUAGUUGGAGUGAGAACUCGAGUCGAGUCGAAGUGGAGGCGGAGCCUGUGGUGGUGAAUAGGGAUUACGAAGUUGAAAAACUCCAUCACAUCCUGCACUCUUACAAAAUGUGGACGUGGAUCAUGUGCACUUUGAACGUCUUCCUCGUUGUGUUGUGUCUUCUGGUGACAUUUCGAUUGCUUAAGAAUAAGUACAUCAUGGAUAUAAAGGACAAGACGAACACUGUUUUCCGACGCGUUCCGUUUUGA